This is a messenger RNA of Podospora pseudopauciseta, 2275 nucleotides long. RefSeq lists its product as uncharacterized. Bases 392 to 1501 code for a protein of 369 amino acids. NCBI's taxonomy places the organism in Eukaryota, Fungi, Ascomycota, Sordariomycetes, Sordariales, Podosporaceae. The transcript has 2 exons. The record is from RefSeq and is a predicted model, not a curated record.
GUGAACCCCUCACGAUGUAGCUUCUCGCCUGCCAUGUCAGUCCAUUUCAAUUCGGCUUUGCGUCCUACCGUUUCACCCCUCCAGCCAUGGUCAAAAUGUCUGGCCCCUGGUUGCCAAAAUCGUCGAGAGGACCGACCGUUUAUGUUACCUGUGGUCUUUCGGUAAAUAAAGCAGUUGGUGAUAGGGGGAAAGGAUCAUAACAACAAGAGAGCCCAAAGUCUGAGCAAUAGAAAUACGGUCGACCGACAUACAGAUAUCCUCAUCACUUCUUUCAUUGAUUGUUUACUUUUUACCUACAAAAGCCUCCUCUUGAAGCCCACAACUCCUUGCCGCUUUAACGCAUUGUACCUCGUUCCCAAAGUGGCCACCGCCCUUCAUCAUCUUCUUCAAAAUGGUAACCCAACUGGACCCGCUAGUAGUGGGGGAAGAAGCAGAGCUUGGUCAAGUGAAUAACACAAUGGUAUGCGACACCAGGGGUGAAAUCAACAAUAACAAGCAGGUCCAGUGUUCGUCAACUGUGUGGGCUGCCACGGAAAGGUCAAGCAGCGCGCAAAUAUUUUGCGCUGCCCCUCCACUGCUUGUUUACCUUCAACUUGGCCUUUUUCUUUCCGAGCACCUUACAACCUUUCUCUCUUCUCCUUGUGCCUCUCUUCUCUCCUCCCUCCAACUUUGCUCCCUUCUCUUUGUGACUCUUCUCUUUUCUCAUCCUUUCCACAACGUCCCAUUUUUUAAAGGAAAAACACCAGCCAGCCCCGCCAAGCCCAACAAAAUGGCGACCAUGUUUAUGCAAGCUGGUGCCCCAGGCGGUGAUGCCCCUCCCUUUGGAGGCGGCCGCCGCGGGAAUCGCUACGAUCCUGGGCCAUACUACAACUGGGACGACCCUGAAGAAGAGGAGGAGACCGAAUACGAAAAUGGGGACAUCUACUACCGCUGCCGUUUUUGCCAACAGCCCAUCAAAGGUCGCCGGACAAACACAAAAAGACACCACAUCACCUGUCAUGGCCGUGACCACCGGAACCGCCAUCAAUGGGCCAUCGACGUUGGAAAUGGCCAAGGUCGUCCCAGGAAGGUCCGGAAGCCUCGCAAGGCCAGAGCUGCUCGGGAUGCCUCAAGUCGUUCACUAGCCGAGCAGCAACCGACCGCUGAGCCGGCCAACCGUUCGCAAGCCGCCGAGACAGCGCUUCCAGCCGCGCCGACGUUCAUCCCAGCUCAGCAACAGCAUGUGAUGUAUGCCACCGACCAUUUUGAGAGCCAGUACCCCUUGUGGCCUCUCGAGAGGCAUGGCGCAGUUGUUGAGGUACCAGAUUGGGUGUCACAAGCCCAUGGAUAUGGACAAGGAUAUGAAGAGGAGAAACGCGUGAAUGAGGCUUCCUUGGAAGAGGGUCCCCCGUCAACCGAUCACAACAACGACAUGAGCCGGGGCUCGAUCCCGGAUCACUUGGUCGACCCGACCCUUCCAGUGCACGAGAGUGCGCCCCCACGUCCAGGGCCCAGUUGUUAAGUUGGCCUGGUGUGUUAUCCAGACGCCAGAACGAUGUUUUAUCACUGUACGAUAUUGAAUGAGGUGUAUCAAGAUAUUGGGGUUUAAGGUGAAGGGAAUGAAAGGGGUCGGCCAGUCACUCAUUUAUAAGGGAGAAUAGUUGUAGGAUUAAUGUGGUAUAUCACAUGUGGUGGACUGUAAAGGAGGAAUAACGGUCCCUUCUUCUGGACAUUGUUCUUUUCGAGCCAUUCCUGGUCCCAUGCUGGUUUUCAUUUUAUCGACUCCCAGUCCCUAUGCCAAAGCACUGAACAAACUUGUAAGAAUGGUGGACAGCACCACAUUACGAUAGGGGGUGCCAAUUGAACAAUCACAAGUGGCCAAGUUCGUUGACGGCCCUGAGCUCAAUGUGAGCGUGGUCAAGCGCGUAUAUCUGCCCUGCCCCCCUCCGCUGUUUGUUUACAUCCUUCACUAUCCAUUUUCGACCACCUUGGAAGUUUUUUCUUUUCUCUCAUCACAGUCAAAACCCUGCCACAGUUCCAGCCAACCACAACCAUAACUGUAACCAUCACCAUUCAGCAUACUCCGAUACCAAGACGAUGGAAUCCACGGCGAUCAUGACAUCUGGAGCCGGGGGCCUGGGGGUGGUGGUGGAUGGUUCGCACUACCAACCUGGCAAAAUUACAACUGGGAAAAUCCCGACGACCAGGGGGAAUCCGAGAUGGAGGAGGAUGGGAAGAAGGUGUACCGCUGUCAAUUCUAUCGCCAAAGAAUCUAGAAACGGCGAACCAAUGUGCG